AUUCAGCCUAGGUUCUCUGCACCUUCUGCACUUUUUCACGGUGCGCUGCACCUCGGUCCUCGAUUCCCGAAGGUACAGCGGCGCCCCCUGCACCACCGUCCUCGAUUGUGGCGGGUGCAGGUAAGGUGCUGCCGCGGUGCCGCGAACCCUUGAACCUCCCAGCACGAGGGUGCAGCAUUUUGGGUGCAGCCACGCAACCCGCUCCCCGCGCAUGCUUUGCAGACAGCAGACGACAACGCGACCAGCAGACGACAAAUAUGCCGGUGGUCGCGGACAUCGACGGUGUCCAGACCGAAAUUUUCCCCAUCGUGGACGAGUUUGGAGUCAUCGUCUUUGACGGCGAUGCCGAACUCUACACUACCGCAGAUGGGAGACAACUGCGGGUAGUUUGUGCGUCGGGUCGUCUUGCCAAUGCUGACCCGACAAACGAGCAUGCCAUGCAGGCUAUGCCUACAACGCAGCCAACACCGCCAAACCAUGCUGAGCCGACGACGCAGGCGUCCGCUGCUGCAGCUGCUGCGCUUUCUCCGGGUCGUGCGCGUCGCGACGACUCGGAAGAAGCUCUAUGGAACGGUCGGAGGACCCGAUUUUUGAUUGAAAAAUAUAAGGAGAAUUUCAGAAACAUUGGCAAAAAGGGAGGACUGAAGUGAGGCAGUGAUGAGCACGU
Rhipicephalus sanguineus (brown dog tick) is the source of this 667-nucleotide messenger RNA. RefSeq lists its product as uncharacterized. The record is from RefSeq and is a predicted model, not a curated record. NCBI's taxonomy places the organism in Eukaryota, Metazoa, Arthropoda, Arachnida, Ixodida, Ixodidae. The coding region runs from base 258 to 650 and encodes 130 amino acids. The transcript has 2 exons.